GCCUGGGAGCGGGGCGCAGGUGCGCGCAUGCGCAUUGGGGCGGAGGGCGAGCGUUGGCAGGUGUUUGGGGUGGGCGUUGGCGGGUGAUGGGGCUGCCAGCGCUGUUGCUGCUCGCGCUGUGCGCGGCGGGAGCCCGGGGGCUCUACUUUCACAUCGGCGAGACCGAAAAGCGUUGCUUCAUCGAGGAAAUCCCGGACGAGACAAUGGUCAUCGGGAACUACCGCACCCAGAUGUGGGAUAAGCAGAAGGAGGCCUUCCUGCCCUCGACCCCCGGCCUGGGCAUGCACGUGGAGGUGAAGGACCCUGAAGGCAAGGUGGUGCUGUCCCGGCAGUACGGCUCAGAGGGCCGCUUCACCUUCACUUCUCACACUCCUGGUGACCAUCAGAUCUGCCUGCACUCCAACUCUACCAAGAUGGCUCUCUUUGCUGGCGGCAGACUGCGUGUGCACCUAAACAUCCAGGUUGGGGGGCAUGCCAACAACUACCCUGAGAUUGCUGCCAAGGAUAAACUGACAGAGCUGCAGCUCCGAGCCCGCCAGUUGCUUGAUCAGGUGGAACAGAUCCAGAAGGAGCAGGAUUACCAGAGGUAUCGUGAAGAACGUUUCCGUCUGACCAGUGAGAGCACCAACCAGAGAGUCCUGUGGUGGUCCAUCGCUCAGACCAUCAUCCUCAUCCUCACUGGCAUCUGGCAGAUGCGUCACCUCAAGAGCUUCUUUGAGGCCAAGAAGUUGGUGUAGUGUCCUCUCCAUUUGACCCUUCCCUGUCACCUCAGUUAUUUGGUACUUUUCCCCACCCAAUACCUUAUCUACCUGGAUUUUGAGGGGAAAAAUAACAAAAGAAUAUAAGACACACUGGUUCCAUGGUAACAAAGUAUUCAGAUCACCCACUUGUUAAUACUGGUUCCCAAGGACACAGGACAUUGGUCCAAGCUUUCAGAGAUGUCUUGGGGUUUCUGUGGAGUCGAAACUGACCCAGGACUAAGUCUUGCUUCUUUCGCCUCCAGUGAUUCCCCUCCAUCCUCUUGGAAAAUGAGCAAAUGAAAAAUAUCUCCUACUCCUUGAACCUCUUCAUCUGCUUAUGAAGUAGGCAACGAAAAUGCCCCAGCGAGAAGGUCCCGCCUCACUGCUCCCAUCAGUCCUGGGUUCACUCAGUGGCUUUGUGAAUGUAAAUAAGGGCCAGAGGCCCCAGAGGAUUGAAAUGUUUUUCUAUAUAUUAGAACUAUUUUUUGAUAAAAUUAUCUAUUUUCCUUCCUAGUCCAAGUGUUCCUGCCUUUGUGUGACUAGCUGAAAACACCAGUGCAGUCCCUUCUGCAUUCUGUUCAUCCGUGCAGUUCUGGUAACUGUCAUGGCAGCUCUCAGGGCCAGAAAGCAGAUGUGACAGCUGCUCUCAAGGCCUAAUCAGAGUGCCAGGCAGAGCGUUCUCUGGGACACCCGUGAUUUCCAUCACACAGGGCCUCAAGAGGAAGAGGUGGUGACGGAGCUAGUACAAGGCAGGGCACUCUUACCCUCCCCCUUCCCUUAACUUUUAUUUAAGCUGUGGUAAAUGUUUUCUUCACGGGAACCAGAUUUGGUUCUUUAUACAGGGUUUUUCCAGUGAAAUAAAAUGUGUUGUAGUA
Camelus dromedarius (Arabian camel) is the source of this 1615-nucleotide messenger RNA. RefSeq names its product transmembrane p24 trafficking protein 4 (gene TMED4). Bases 87 to 737 code for a protein of 216 amino acids. Gene Ontology annotation, cellular component: endoplasmic reticulum; COPII-coated ER to Golgi transport vesicle; Golgi apparatus. Gene Ontology annotation, biological process: intracellular protein transport; endoplasmic reticulum to Golgi vesicle-mediated transport; positive regulation of canonical NF-kappaB signal transduction. The transcript has 5 exons. NCBI's taxonomy places the organism in Eukaryota, Metazoa, Chordata, Mammalia, Artiodactyla, Camelidae. The record is from RefSeq and is a predicted model, not a curated record.